GGUGCCUCCCCCGUCAAACAGCCGUGGCCCCGGAUGACCUCUUCGUAUCUCAUCCAGUGCUCGCAGCCUGUAGAUGACCACACAACUGUGAUGAUGCGCAGCAGCUGAUGUCACCGUCCAGUGGAUCCUCUGGCUCAAGGAAAGACACGAUCCUGCAGGAAUGGCUGAUACAUCUCUGGGAUGAUCGGACGCCGUCUCCAAGCUUCACUCUGUCUUCCCCCCGCAGUAGAAAGGGGGGGGGGAUAACAUAUCGGUCGAUGAAGUGAAGAGUCACCAUGGAAACUUCAGACUGCUUCAGGACACGAGCUGAGAAACCAAUUACAAAACAACGCCAUGCCCCUAGAAGUUUUCAUCAGCGAAGGAGUAAAGAGUUGUAGAAUCAACGCCAGUAAAUUAAGCGGACGUGUAAACGAUGAGAGCUGGAGCUCACGAUCACAAUCAUCUGAGGACAACUGGAGAGAUAACAUCAGCCUCUGCUCUCAGGUGGAGAACCAGAGUCAUGUGCCCGUGGACACCAGCACCGUGAAGCUGCCUGCUAAACUCAUUCUGGGGAUGGGUGUAGAUAACUUCAUCUCCCUGCUCAUAUUCGGAUUGAUUUUCAUCCUGGGUGCGCUCGGGAACGCGAUGGUGAUCACGGUGCUGGCGCGCAGCAAACCGGGUCAACCGAGGAACACGACCAACAUCUUCAUCCUGAACCUGAGCGUGGCGGACCUGUCCUACCUGCUCUGCUGCGUCCCCUUCCAGUCCACCAUCUACAUGCUGCCCACAUGGGUGCUGGGCGCCUUCAUCUGCAAGUUCAUCCACUACUUCUUCACCGUGUCCAUGCUGGUCAGCAUCUUCACCCUGUCGGCGAUGUCCGUGGACCGCUACGUGGCCAUCGUGCACGCCAGGAAGUCCUCGUCGAUCCGGGUGGCGCGCCACGCCAUGCUCGGGGUGGUGUUGAUCUGGACCCUGUCCCUGGUGAUGGCGGCUCCCGUGGCGCACUACCAGAGCAUCGUGGAGAGGGAGGACAACACCACGUUCUGCUGGGAGGUCUGGCCCGACCACCAGAGGAAAGUCUACGUGGUGUGCACCUUUGUUUUCGGAUACCUCCUGCCGCUCUGCCUCAUAUCUGUCUGCUACGCAAAGGUUUUAAAAUAUCUGCACAAAAAGCUGAGAAACGUCUCCAAGAAAUCAGAGCUCUCCAAAAAGAAGACGGCACAGACAGUCCUGGUGGUGGUGGUGGUCUUCUGUCUGUCCUGGCUGCCCCACCACAUCGUGCACCUGUGGGUGGAGUUCGGCUCUUUCCCCCUGAACCAGGCGUCCUUCCUGUUCAGGAUGGUGGCCCACUGCCUGGCCUACAGCAACUCCUCAGUCAACCCCAUCAUCUACGCCUUCCUGUCGGAGAACUUCAGGAACUCCUACAAGCAGGUGUUCCGGUGCCGUGCGCCCAGCGAGUGUCCCCUGAACGACACCAGGGACCUGCGCAGGAUGGAGCCGCCGCUGUCCACGAACGUCAGCGUGGCUUACAAAGGUCACGACUCUCAGAUCAGUAAAAUGCUUUGAUGACGUCCAUAAAGAUGCUGAGAGCAGCUCCUGUGGUUUUUAUAGAGUCUGACGGUUUUUGUGAGGCUGCUGACGAGUAUCCAUAAUAGAAAUACGUUAACAGGUAUUCUGUUUGCCACUUCCUUUUGUUUUUCCAUCGUGCCACCACCAAGAGGUUUGGUUUUGUUGCAGGACAAGAGUUUAUUGUUUUCAGGUAGCAGGGACAGACUGUAAACAAAGAUGGACGACAUGUCUCCACUUCGUCCUGUGGCACCAAAAUGAAGCUAAAAUAUCCCACAUACAGGCAUCGUAUCAUUAAUAACAAAUUUACUGGAAAACUGAACAGCGUGAUAAGAAAUACAUAAAAUGACCGAACCCACCUUUGACCUUUAAGUUUGGUCUGUGUCCCAUACACUAACAUGGAGGAGGCCGAUACCACGGCCAGCCACCAGGGGGUGAUCAAGAUGAUUUGGCUUCAUUUUUGUUAUGUCGACCAUCUUUAUUUACAGUCUGCAGGCGUGAACUUUAAUUUCAAAUUUAAGGCAUGAAAAUACCAAAAUGUAAUGAAAGGCUGUAUUAUAUCAAAGAUCUGUUACAGAUAAUGUGAAUAAAGACAGAACACAAUCAUCUGUCUCCUGCAGUGAAGUUCAACUCUCCUAUAAUCUUAUAAAACUUUAUUUUCAAGCUUCUUGUUGACACAAAUGAGCAAAGACUGUGGUGUUUCCACCAAAUCCUUCGUCUGUAAUGAUUCAGUUUCUUUUUGUUAAACGAGAAAAGACGGAUUCAAGUGCAUUACAUUUCACAACCUUUCAUUCAGGCCUAUUCAUCAUGACUCUGACAAAUACAACUGGCUCUUUUCCCAUAGAGUCGCCUCAGCCCCGAUAGGCCGGGUUAUUAUGUACAUACAUUAGAUUUAUACCACAGAACAGCAGCUGCAUGUACAUUAGAGUAAAUAGUACAGCAUGUAAAUGUCAGACAACUGUUCUGUCCUCGAAGACUAAACGCUGAAGGAUAAAUAAAGACCCUCGCUGGUUCACACCUGAGCUUCCACAGAAUGUUCACAGCAGAAUAAACAGUGAGAGUCUCAAUCUUUAUUUUCCUGUCUGUUGUUCCCUGUUAGAGUCAGUGUCAUAAGAGAAGCAAAGUGAGAAAAUUAUACAACUUCUUCAACUUUAAAACUACAGCUUGAUUACAAUGAGUUUGCUGGUGGACUUGCAAUAUGGAUCCUGGAUAUUUUGGCUUCAUUUCUGGAUAGCGGGAAGAAGUGGAGCUCCGACGUUGGUCUUUUUUAACAGUCUCAGUUUCUUUGAUUGAAAACAAAUAAAUUGUUUGAAUACCGAGCCCAACAGAAUUGAAACCCCACGUGUGGCUGCAGAGGGCGCUGUUGCUCAGUAAACUCAGCUACACAGUGGUGCUUUAAAACGAGGCCAUUUGUAGGGUUUGUCCAGUUUCUCAUUAUUUUAACCCACAUGCAGACCAAUGCAUCAGUUUUACU
Molecule: messenger RNA, 3019 nt
Organism: Paralichthys olivaceus (Japanese flounder)
Lineage: Eukaryota; Metazoa; Chordata; Actinopteri; Pleuronectiformes; Paralichthyidae
Source: RefSeq, a predicted model, not a curated record